AUGAAACCGAUUGGCGAAUACCCAUCUCCCGCGGAGUACAAAAGCGCUGGCUUGAAACCGCCUCCUAAAAAUGCCCGCAAUCUCACUAAAUUGGUGCCGGGCACUGAUGAAGACGAUGAAGGCUUCAUGACCGGCACCCCUACAACACCAACCGCGGAGGAGGGGAUCCUUUCAGGCAUCGCAUGUUUUGAUAAGCAUCGCGAUCAAUACAUUGGGGAUGCGAAUCUAGCAGCACUGGAUGUUUCUAUCAAGAAGAUCGCUAAGAGGCGUUUGGUGCCUGGUGGAAUGAAUGGAGCGAAUGGAAAUACGACCAGUCGUGACUACCUGGAUGAAGGACCAAAUGAUGAUGAUGUGAAUGAGGAUAUCAAUACAAAAGCUACUGCAUACAAAACCAAUCCUGCAACCCCUGUUUCUGAGAUCGCCGAUGUUCAUCUUCGUCCACCUUCAACUACACCGGCAUCCCUUUCUCCAGCAGAAAUCCCCCUACAGACACCCGCUGAUGAGGAUCCGACCAAUUCCAUCCUGGCUAUCUCUGACUAUGAGGCAUCCUUACAGUCUCCUCCAGCUACGGCUGUAACCGAUGCCGAUAUGGCUUCUUGGCCCAACAGGCCUACUGCCCCUAAGUUGUUGAAGCUGCUAGAUGGAAUCCCACAGCCAGUAUCGGAGGUCUAUGAUGUUCCUGAACUUAAGAAAGUUUUGGAGGCUGCCGUAUCCUACUCUAAAGACAUGGGGGAUGACAAGGCUGCCUUGAGCCUUGUAUACUUCUGGUCUGGAGUGAAAAAAGAUGAGUUCAAGUUAGCUUUAAUUCAUAAUAUGGGCCGCCAAGCUACAGAUCACCAACUUGCACUUGCGUUAAAUACGUUCCUUCGUCACUCUAUGACGGAAGCAUGUGAAUGGUACGAAAAUUACGGGGCAAAGCUCGGCGCGCAGCUCGGCGGCGCAAACCUUCAAGCUCCCGUGGUGACAAGUCCUGGCGCAAACAUUCAAGCUCCCGUGUUGACAAGUCCUGGCGCAACCCUUCAAGUUCCAGACGUUACGAGUUCUGGUCCUGGCCCAACACGUCCCGACGCAAAACGUUUCAGCAACUACGAAUUUGACGAUAGUACCACCUUUUCUUCCACCGCCUCUCUUACAUCUCAAAUUAACAAACCUUCUUCCUUCAAAGUCUCUGAUAUCUACCGCGACACCAGCGGCCCCAAACUCGAAGAAUUAUUUGUCAGUGGCAAGACUAACACUGCGCCCUACAAACGCCCCAAGAAGCCUGUUCGUGUGAACGAAAACUCAUUCAAGCGCCGAUACGAGUGGGAUUCAGACCCAACCAUGGGUUAUGAGCUGCGUAAGAAGCGCGCCCGCUUCGCCAAAGAAACCAACGUGGAUGAGGUUCCUGUGCAACCCAGCUCCGUCCGCCCUGAGCUUCCAAAGCCAGUGACUCAGGCCGACAAGCCCGUUGAAUCCCCCGUUGGUGACGCUUCUGGAACCAGCAUGUCCCCACGCUCCAAGCGUGCCGAAGAACGCCAGAAGAAGCAGGUUCUCGACAAAGCCACACCCACGGCGGCUAAGAAGAGAAAGCGGGCUUCCGAGACCCCUUCUCUCUCACUCCGUGCUCAACCACAACCUAUCGCAAGGACUAGACCUCAACAGCCAAUCCAUCCUGGCGACGUUGAUGCUUGGUACAAAGGCUGGGAAAUCCGGCAGCUACCCGACACACUUAAGAACAACGGGGAAAACAUUGAUAAUUGUUCUUUAUGCGGUGGAGGCGGCAAGUUACUGUGCUGUGACACCUGCGAAAAUGCCUUCCACUUCAAGUGUGUGAAGUUUAGCAACAAGGAGCUCACGGACGAUGAGUGGUUUUGCCCGGACUGCGAUGUUCGACAUGAAUUCACCUUUACCAUCCAAGGAGGUAGAAAGUUGGAAAAGGAGGUUGACUUUUCUCCUCCAAGUGAGAUCAAGAACUAUUUCGAAGGUGUUGGCGAGGACACCCAUUAUGAUCCUAGUGAUCCGGACGAAAUGACCACUUCCUACCAACCCAUUCCCCACAUUCCACGUCUGACUAAGCGACCCAGGCGCAAAAUCCAAACACCGUUCUACGAUGACCCCAACUUGAACAAGGUAUUUGAAAACGGGCAGGUGAUUCGUUGCACCAAAUGUGGCAAAACGACGGAACAUGUGCGCCCCAUAAUCAGAUGCGACUACUGUCCCUGCCGAUUCCAUUUGGAUUGUCUUGAUCCUCCCAUGGCUUCGCCCCCUAAUCCGAUGGAGCCUCAUGGGUGGAUGUGUCCCAACCACGUCACACCCGAGGACAUGAUCGCCAAGAAGACCAUCAACGGCGAAGUUCAAGAGCGCCGUGUCCGUCGUCCCCGGAACUUGAUCCUGACGGAUGCUGAGCCAGCAACCAAUUAUGAUCGAGAUUCCACCUUUGACGAUGACUGGCGAGCUGAACGCCUUCGCCUUCCCCCUGGUGAUAUUAUCAUGGAGUUCAUUUCCGCCGUCAAAGAAGAACGAGAGCUACGUCAAACCAGUCUUGUAAACCGUCUGUCCCAGAGCUUAGCAAACGUUGCUGCCCUUGCCGUCAAAGACUUGGCGACUAGAAAUGGUGCCCCUGUUGAUCGGGAUUGGUAUAACUACGUCGAAUCUCUUUGCCAGUCCGAGGCUCGUCGUGUGCAAGCUGGCACUCGUGCUGAUGAAGAAGUUAUCGCUGCGGAUAGUCUGCUCGAUCUAGCCUCUCAUGCUUCGCAAGAACGACCUGUUCCCCAAUUCGGAGAACAAUUCGCCCCCCACUACGCCUUCCCUGGAUCCCUUCACGCUGAGCAGCCAGCCAAAGAAGCAGAGCCGGGUGAUGAAGGAAAGCUGGCCGAAGAAGUAAAGCUGGCCGAGGAAGCAAAGCUGGCCGAGGAAGCAAAGCUGGCCGAGGAAGCAAAGCUGGCCGAGGAAGCAAAGCUGGCCGAGGAAGCAAAGCUGGCCGAAGAGCCAAAGACACCUUUCAAACCCCAGCCCAUGUGUCCUCCUAACGAGGACUUAGUCAAGGAUUUCGAUUUCACCCUUGACUAG
Penicillium verhagenii is the source of this 3048-nucleotide messenger RNA. RefSeq names its product putative PHD finger domain protein. The transcript is spliced from 2 exons. Gene Ontology annotation, biological process: regulation of transcription by RNA polymerase II. The coding region runs from base 1 to 3048 and encodes 1015 amino acids. The record is from RefSeq and is a predicted model, not a curated record. Gene Ontology annotation, cellular component: Rpd3S complex. Lineage: Eukaryota; Fungi; Ascomycota; Eurotiomycetes; Eurotiales; Aspergillaceae.